AUGCCACCCAAAAUUGAAGUCCUUCCCGAUGCUGAGCCGAUCAAAAAGUCUCCAGUCAAGCCUAGAAAGAACCCCUUUGAGGUAAGGCCCAAAAAGACUACUGUCAAGCGAGAAGCCCUGGAAGUAUAUCCACAACGGAAAGGGUUGAAUAAACCUGAAAACUUGGGUAACAAGCCAGUAGAUCUCAAGUUCCAAUAUUUGGCAAGGGUUCUUGAUGGUAGGAUCGAUGAAACAUCCGUGGAUUUAUUGUACGAAAGAAUAUUUGCAACCUCCAGUGAACAAUCCAGCCAGGAGUGGAAAGACCAACAAUUGGAGAAAGUUGCAGACUUCAGCAAUGAAGUCCAGAAAAGGUACCUUGUGGUGUCUUCGUUGCUAGAUGACCUCAUUGAAGUGCAAACAUUUUCAGAAGAGAACGACCUCAAGGACCCGAAUCUAAUCAAGAUCUCAUUGCAUGAUAUCCAGACAUUCAGCAAACUUAUCAUCAGCAUUUUGAUACAUGGAAUUUAUCCAGUCCUCAGCACUUUCAGCAUCGGAAUUCCAAUAGAGAAGCGUCAACUAAAGGACUUCAAUACCAGCAAGUUGAAGAUUGAAAAGUUGAAACCUGAAUCAGCCAAAAGUGCCAACCAGUAUCUUUCUCAUCAAGUUUUACUAGAGCUUAUCUAUGAGAAGUUUUCCAUACUAUUGAACAAAGAGUCCGAUGUGAAACAAUUGAUGAUCAAGGGUACUGGGUUUUCAGAUUUUCUCGUCAUCACUAUCGCAUUGAUUACAGUCCCUCAAUUCCAGGUGAAUAGACAAAAAUUGCUUGAAGAAUUUCAGUCUGUUAUAUCUAUACCAGAGACAUACGAAUUGUUUCAAACUUACACAUUGUUAAUAUCUACCAGAUCCCCUCCAUACUUCAGGGCAUUCGUCAUGGAAAAGUUGACUUCGUUGCACUAUGAUGCGCCUAAGAAUGACGGCGUUGAAACCCUUAUUGAAUUCGUUCUUGGCUUGAGAAAAAAUGAUGAUGUAACUUUGGAAAAGUUAGAUCAAGUUGCAAAUAUAGUACUCCGCAAACCCAAGCAUAUUGGGACGGUCGAGUAUUUUGAAAAUAUAAGCAAACAAUGUUACGAUCUUCUAGUGAACAUUAACAAGCCUACUAUUACGAGUUGUGUUGGACAUUUGAUUGAAAAGCUUUGGUUCAAAAAUGAUAGAAUUGUUAAGGACUUUUUCUUCUCCAAAGUAUGGAAUAUCUUCGACCCACCUUCAGGUUCCGGAGUUCUAGUAACUGAGGCAGAAUUGAACAAUAGUAUUAAUGUGUUGAUUUCUUUGAGCAAGAAGGGACUUGAGCCCGAAAUCACAACUGUGUUGUUUAACAGAAUUUUGGUGGCAUUGUGGUCUUAUCUCGUGUUUCUCAGGCAGCAUCAAAAACUGUAUGAAGCUAUCACUGGAAUUCUAAUUAGUUACUUCACAUUAAUUAAAGACAAUGAAGAUGCAUAUGGAUUGAGAGUACUCGUUCAAAACUUACUUUCCGAAGGAGGAGAGUAUUGGCAAUUUGAAAUUGGUUCAAACGGACUAGUUCAAAUAGUAUCCAAGCCCAAGUCAUUAUCAAGUACUGCUAAGAUGAACCAAUUUAUACGAAACUUGGACAAUUUCAGUGGCUAUUUUCUAGAUUUUUUGUCGGAAGUAGACGAUGAAUUAAUUCAACAAUUGUUUCUCCAGUUGCUUGAUAAGUGGCUAUUUCCUAAGGAACAGCUUGGUCAAGAUAUCAAUAAUGACUUUUUUAUGUUGAUUGAUUUGCGAUUAUUGGAAGGUAUUGGAAGCAAAUUCAAAGACGUCUUAGCAAAAACACCUCAAGAUAUUUUGCGGAUAGUGAGAGACUUCUUAAAUCCCGAACUCGUAAAACCUAGUACUGUCGAACAGAGUAAUGAUGAGGUCGAUUCUGAUGAUGAAGAUGAUUUUGAUUCCGGUAUAUUCCAUCAAACUCUACCAGUUGUCUUAGAGUUAUUAUCAGCUAUUUUAUCAGAGACACCAUCUUUUGACAAGGAAAGUCGUGAAUUGGUUAUCGAAAUACAAAAGUCCUUAGGGAAAAUUGCAUCUUUAGAUUUGCAGAAAAGCUUGCAGACUUCUUCACGAGCAUUACAUGAUAGAAUUGAAACAUUGGUGAAUGGUACGCCAGCCACUACAAACCAAUUGGACAAAGAUGGAGAAAUACUCAAACGAGCUAUUACUAGCUUAAACGAUCCCCUUGUGCCCAUCAGAGCCCAUGGACUACACUUGUUAAGACAGUUGGUAGAACUGAGAAGUGAGGCAAUUAGCUUAGACUUUGUGAUUGAAUUACACUUGGUUCAGCUCAAAGACUCUGAGCCUUAUAUUUAUUUGAAUGUCAUAAAAGGACUUAGAAGUUUGAUGGAUUUACACCCAAAGGAAACAAUUCGAAUCUUGGUUUCCUCAUAUGUUAACGAAAACAAGGACAUGGGUCUUGAUGAGCGGCUCAAAAUCGGAGAGGCAUUUUUAGGUUACAUCCAAACGAAUUUUCAGAUGUUUACUGGGGAUACCGCAAAAUUAAUAGUGGAUGCUACACUUUCAACAAUUCGAUUGUCCAAUGACAAAGAAAAAGAAGAUAAUAGGUUGAGAAUGUCUAGCAUGUCGUUACUUGGAGUUUGUUGUACCUCAAACCCACUAGGAAUGCUGGAAUAUUUGGAAGAUAUUUUAGAUUGUGCAUUUGGUAUAUUGGAAUUGGAAACUGACAAGGAAAGUGCCAUUAUGAGAAGGUCGGCUGUGGUUCUCAUCCAUGAUAUAAUCUUGGGAACCUCGGAAUCGGAUACUGUUCCCUUCCCCAGCAGGUAUAGGGAUAAAGUCAUCACCAUCUUGACCUAUACAAAGGAUAACGAUAAUGAUCUAUUAGUGAGGGAACAGUGCACCAAGGUAUUGGAUACCAUUGCAGAAUUGGCCCAACUAGGAAUGGAAGUAGCCAGCGAGAGAUACAGAACAGGUUAA
This is a messenger RNA of Suhomyces tanzawaensis NRRL Y-17324, 2976 nucleotides long. RefSeq lists its product as uncharacterized. Gene Ontology annotation, biological process: protein secretion. The transcript has a single exon. The record is from RefSeq and is a predicted model, not a curated record. Bases 1 to 2976 code for a protein of 991 amino acids. NCBI's taxonomy places the organism in Eukaryota, Fungi, Ascomycota, Pichiomycetes, Serinales, Debaryomycetaceae.